CUAAACUUAGCAACCAAAUAAUGAUUUAUUCUAAUAAUUAUCUCUAAUAUGAAUAUGAUAAUUAUAAUAGAAACCCAUCGAGAAUAGGUUUCUAUCAUUCCCUCCCCUUGAGACCAACCUUGCCCUCAAGGUUGACCGACUUGUCUCACUUCUCUACCCUUCUUGUCCCAGCUAGGUGUCGUCUCCUCCACUUCUUACUCUUCCUCUUCUCACAAUUUCGAUCAAACAUCCGGACUCGACGCAUAGCACAAGUAGAAGUAGCUCCCCCCUUUACUGAAAUUUCUUCCUUGUCGUAACUCCAGGCAUCGAAAUAAUGAGCACCAUAUAUGGUCCAAGUCUUUACUUGUGAACUCCACAAAGUAAAGACCCGCGAAGUGGUCUCGAUCAUUAACUACGAAUCCUAAAUCCUCCACUGAAGGCUUCGUAGCAACCGUAGUUACCUCCGCCGCACUUGUGACCUUCCAUUAAACGCUUCUUCCUGCACCUUGUUCCUCACACAAUGAAGGAUACAGCCGCCCUUCCAUUCCACACAUGCAACCUCUUCCAUUUUUCCAGCAUCCAUCUUGCCUUUUUAAUGUCCGCCCCACGUCGCCAUCUCCGCUAUGAACAUCCAAAAGCACCUCAAACAUCUAACUACCAGCCCCCCUUACCAAACUCGACUGCCAAGAGCUAACAAAUGCCAACAAGUGAUGUUCCCUCCUAGCAGUUGCGCGUCCCAUGGCACGGAGAUGAGCGGCUCUGGUGUAGCUAUGGCAAAUGACCAAUGUAAGAUUGUUCCAUUCUCCGCUUUACGCUGCUGUUCAAGCCGCUUCUCUAUUUCUCUCUUUGAGAACUCUUGUCCUUGCGACAUCACUUCUCCAUCCCACCUCGUGGAUAGUUUCACAAAUUGAGGUUACACAUGCAUCCCAAGUAAUUCAGGUCCACUAAAACUCAAUUAGCCCAUACUUGAGUUCGUGGCAAAUCCCACACAAUAAUCCUACAUUUCCAAGUAUCGAUUUGACCCGCAAGCACUCGGACUAGAACUGCAGACCUGAUAGUCAAUUCAUCUUCUCUAACCUUUGGAGUUACUACUAGUAACGAUGGCUGCCUCGACCUGGCAGUAUGGUCGGGAACGCUGACGGCGACCCCAACUACUAGACUCGCCGUCAACUUCUCAGUAGCUUCUUGCUCCGAGUCUGAUAGGAGUUCGCCCGGUGGAGGCCUUCGUCUCGAUCAUUGCUAGGGCCCAAUCAUUCGCACCCUCUUCUUUCUGUUCGGCUGUUCUGCCGUUACCAUUGUUGUGGUCUGCCCGCCCCGACCUGUGCUAGGGCGGGUAGAACCUGACCCGUCCUAGAACGGGACGGAUCUUGACCCGACCCGCGAGCAGAACAGGACAGCAAUGGGUAGGCACCUUUACCCGCCCCGCCGUCUCUCUAUUAUCAUACGACCGUCCAGUCCCCAAAUACCAAUCCUCUCCAAAUUAGUUAGAUAUCCAAAUCCUUUCGUUUCCAUAGCUUCCUUUCUCUUCUCCCCAUCCUCUGCCGAAACAAUCGAUGCCAUCAAUGCGAAAGACUCCUCGUAUCCUUGAAAUUUUGGGGAUUUCCAAGCCAAACAAGCGUGAUUCAAAGUUUAAAAUCGAGAUGGAAAUAGGUUUUAGGUAUAUUUCGUCGAUUCGGUAUCCUCCCCUUCCCAAUCAAAUUCUAGACGAGUACCAUAUAUUCUUCUCAUCUUCCUCUUUUUUCUAUCAUUGUCUUCCUCUGAAGCCGCAACCCUCAGUCAUUCCUACUUGCCACUGAGUUGCCAGCAUCCACUAUCCAAUCGCUAGCUCUUCCUUGGCAAGUUUCGCCUUAUCCAGGUAUAUUGCAAAAGCUCUUUCUUUUGGGUUCUAAUCCUGUGUUUGCGUAAUUGUGUGCUGUAAUUGGUUGCUUACUUGCUGGCUUGCUACUACAUUUAUUUGGAUUUUUAAUAAUAUGUGUUCACAUGGCGAAAUGGAUGUUAAGUGGCUUCCUGCUAUUUCAUUAUAUCACAAUUGAGAAUAAGAUAACAUGGGUAAUAAACUAAGAAUGGGUUGCUGCUGUAAUCUAUAUUCCUAAUCAUUGUACGUGAGAGUGAAAUAUCUACUCAUUAACCGGGAUGCAGGAACUCAAGGUGCAGAGGCAACAUUUUCUCAUAACCCCAUUCAUGGCCUUUCCACUCUAGCAAUUGCUCGAUCACAACCACCAUUUUAUUUUCUUACUUCCCAUUUAAUAAUUGAUUGCUUUUGUACGUUAUUUAUCCAAAAUACUUGGAUUAUAUACACUUAACAGUUAGCACUCAGCUGAGGAUAAUUUUUUUUUUUUUUUGCAUAUGACUAAUGAUGUUGUGUUUUACUUGUUGUUUUUAUAGAUGACAGUUCAAGGGCAACAAGGUGAUGUUGCAGUUCCAAAUACAGAUAAAAAUCCGUCUCAACCUGCUUCACCUACGAUUAUGCAAGUUGUUGCUGAGGUUGAAGGUGAACCGACCCCCCUGAACCUACAAAUACUUGCCAAGAGCGUAUAGGUGGAACAACUCGUAAAGUUUACUCUAAGUGGUGGCAACAUUACAAUAAAUUAAUUGUUGGCAAUGAGCUAAAGGCGGAGUGCUAGUAUUGUAAGAAGCAUCUUCUUGAAGACCCAUAGCAAGGAACCAACCAUCUGAAGAAUAAUUACCAUAGAUGUCCUAAAGUGCAGCGACCUAUGGAAUAUGGAUAUAAGGCAACAAGUUUUACAUGGAAAUAUGAGCAAGGAAAAAUUCCAGUUGACACCUUUUAACUUCAAUCAAGGUGCUUCUCGAAAAGAACUUGCUAAGGUAAUAAUCAAGCAUGAGUAUCCUCUAAGGAUUGUUGAUCAUGAAGGUUUCAGGAGUUUCUGCAUGAGUUCGAACCCCUGUUUCAAGAUGGUGACAAGAAAUACCAUCAAGAAGGAUUGCAUGCUCAUAUAUGAUGUUCACAAGCAAGGAGUUAUGCAACCUUUGGAGAGGAACGAAGGUCGGGUUGCAAUAAAUACAAACAUGUGGACAUCUUCUCGGAAUAUGGGAUUCAUGGUUGUGACCGUACAUUACAUUGACAACAACUGGAGUUUGCAAAGUUUAAUUAUUAGGUAUUUCCUUUUAUCUUUUGUGGCCUAGUUUCUGUUAUGGAAUAAUUAUGUGCUAUUGGA
Messenger RNA from Linum trigynum, 3155 nucleotides. Lineage: Eukaryota; Viridiplantae; Streptophyta; Magnoliopsida; Malpighiales; Linaceae. The record is from the annotation of a GenBank genome assembly.